AUGGCUGAUGAAAGUGUGAGAGAAUCUAUUGAUUUUGAAAAGCAUUACACACUUAACGUUGGUUCGGCUAACGUAGAAGAGUUUAGUCGAAGUCUGAUUAUUACCAACAAAGGAAGUUUUAAAUGGUCUGGAGAAUUUGAAGCUUUACAAACGCUAUUUGAUGAUAUCCUGAAGAGCCAGACAAGUUGGUCAAAACCGGGUGGUAGCUGUAGAAAAUUGGAAGUUGCAGACCAGUUAAUAGUAAGAUGGUACUCUGAUAGUCAUUCACUUACACUUAACGGGAGUAAAGACGAAAAAAUUAAAACUUGUUUGCGAGAAUUAGCGAAGGAAGCAAUAGACCAUGACAUGAAUACAUCAGAUAGUAGCUUUGAAAAUCAAGAAGACUCUCCAUACCAAAUUAAGUUUGAUGGAGAGGACAAAUCAUUGGAAAGUCAAGCCGAUGUCUCAGCCAAAAUUACUGCAGACGAUCUGACAAUGAUCUUGGAAAAAAUCGAGAAAAUUGAGCAGAAACUAAAACGCAAAAUUGAUGAUAUAUCUCUCGAAGUAUGCAAAUUUCGGGAUGCCGACAGCUUUGCAUUAACAUUGUCACGAGAGCAUAUCUCUUUUAUUAAAGAUGAAAAUGUACAGCUAAAAGCGGAAAAUGUCUACUUAAAACAAGAACUGGAAAAUGCUACUCUUGUAAUGUCGGAUCUCAACGAGCAU
Molecule: messenger RNA, 702 nt
Organism: Paramuricea clavata
Lineage: Eukaryota; Metazoa; Cnidaria; Anthozoa; Malacalcyonacea; Plexauridae
Source: the annotation of a GenBank genome assembly